Messenger RNA from Papaver somniferum (opium poppy), 1264 nucleotides. Its product is annotated as polygalacturonase-like. Gene Ontology annotation, biological process: carbohydrate metabolic process. The coding region runs from base 12 to 1238 and encodes 408 amino acids. The record is from RefSeq and is a predicted model, not a curated record. Gene Ontology annotation, molecular function: polygalacturonase activity. NCBI's taxonomy places the organism in Eukaryota, Viridiplantae, Streptophyta, Magnoliopsida, Ranunculales, Papaveraceae. The transcript has 4 exons.
UUCUCUUAGCCAUGGCAGAAUUCAGAAACAGCAACUAUAUUCUCCUUUCAGCGACAAUUUUCUUCACGAUCUUCUUUCUGACGCUACUGACAAAUGCAGAUGCAAUCAUUCAUAAUGUUGCCAGUUUUGGCGCAAAGGCAGACGGAAAGACCGAUGCAAGUCCAGCAUUUCUCAAAGCAUGGACUGCUGCUUGUAGUUCUUCCAAACCAUCUAUGAUAUAUGUUCCUCUUAAGAAGUAUCUUAUCGGUCCAACCGAAUUCGUAGGACCAUGUAAAAAUUCGAAUAUUACUUUUCGAAUUGAUGGGAUGCUCAUUGCUCCAGAUUAUAAAAAGAUGAAGUUCUCUGCUCAGCACUGGCUAACUUUUAACUAUGUAAAUGGAAUGUCUAUACUUGGAGGAUUUCUUGAUGGCCGAGGCUCUAGUUUAUAUGCGUGUAAGCUUGCUAGAAAAGAUUGCCCGGCAGGUUCAACGUCGUUUUCCAUCUAUAAUUCGCAUAACAUUAGAGUUGAAAAUCUGAAAUCCCUUAACGCGAAGCUAUACCAUAUCGUUGUUUAUGGAUGCAAGGAUGUCGUAUUAGACGGAAUCCAGAUCCGUGCUCCAGAUGAAAGCCUCAAUACAGAUGGUAUACACAUUCAAAAAGCCUCCAAUGUCCGUGUCUACAACUGCGGUAUAAAGACUGGUGACGACUGUAUCUCCAUUGGUGCUGGUACAAGAGAUUUAUUGAUUCAACGCGUCGCUUGUGGACCUGGACAUGGUAUAAGCAUUGGGAGUUUGGGGCAUCAACUAGAGGAAGACGGUGUGCAGAAUGUGACCGUAAAAAGUGUUGUGUUCACCGGAACGCAAAGUGGAAUGAGGAUCAAAUCUUGGGCAAGACCCAGUAAAGGAUUUGUUAAAGGAGUUUUAUUUAAGAAUGCUAUAAUGAACAACGUUCUAUUUCCAAUUGUUAUCGACCAAAAUUACUGUCCUGGUAUCCAAGGUUGUCCUACCUCGAAUUCAGGGAUACAAAUUAGUCAAGUUACGUACUCGAAUAUCAAAGGAACAUCAGCUACUCAAGUUGCUAUGAAAUUCGAUUGCAGUAAAUCCCACCCAUGCAAAGAUAUCCGUGUUGAAGAUAUCAAACUUGUUUAUCGUCAAGAACAUCAAGAAAGAGAAGGCAAACCACAACAACCAGCUACGUCUUUCUGUCGAAACGUCCACGGGAUAACUCGUGGUUCAGUCUUUCCACCAAGUUGUGUAUAAGGAAUGUCAAUGUUUAUAAAAAUUUG